AAAUGUAGGCUAAAUUUACAACGGAGUGGAGAGCAGAAGUCUCAACUCGCAAGCAAGUAGCAGCAAUGAAGAUCGCGAAGGGGGGACAAUUCUGACAGGGGGUCAUUUUCGGCACAACACCUGUUCUAAAAAGGUCCCCGGGAGAGAUGGCGCGAGGGAGUGCGCAGGCAAGUGUGUUGUAAAAGGAGGAGAGAAAGGACGAUAACGAGUAGAGAGGAGCCGAAUUCAGAAAGUAACUUACGUCUUGAGUAUCGUUGGAGAAAGAGGACGUGCUAGUUCUGGAAGAGGAUUGUUCCAUUCCACCGAGUGACUGUCUUUUUCGCCAGAGUGAUGCUAGCUGUCUAACGUUACCCACCGGAGUGGUGGACAUCAAAUAAUUGUUAUCGUGAAGAUAACAGACAUGUCGUUUAUAUUUAACUGGAUCUACAGAGGCCUCAGUGGUGUGCUGCAGUUACUAGGUUUGUAUAAGAAGUCUGGGAAGCUGGUGUUCCUUGGUUUGGACAAUGCUGGGAAAACAACACUACUGCACAUGCUCAGAGAUGACCGACUGGGACAGCAUGUGCCAACCCUACAUCCCACAUCAGAAGAGUUAACCAUUGCUGGGAUGACAUUCACAACAUUUGAUCUUGGUGGUCACACACAAGCCAGAAGAAUCUGGAAGAACUACCUCCCAGCUAUAAAUGGUAUAGUCUACCUGGUGGAUUGUGCAGACCACGAGAGACUACAAGAAGCCAAAAUUGAACUGGAUGAUAUCUUUUGCGUCAGACACGUUAAAGAAAAAGUCUUCUUCCAGUUCGAGGCGCUGUUAACAGAUGAGACCAUCUACAAUGUGCCUGUACUUAUCCUCGGGAAUAAGAUCGACCGCCAAGAGGCAAUCAGUGAAGAUGCACUCCGAGGGAUGUUCGGACUCAUUGGACACACUACCGGAAAGGGUAAUGUGUCACUGAAGGAGCUGAACCUGAGGCCCAUGGAGAUCUUCAUGUGUAGUGUUCUGAAGAGGCAGGGAUACGGAGAUGGUUUCCGUUGGCUCUCACAGUACAUUGACUGAUCGAUCCAUCACUAUUUCUCUUACUAGAUUCACACUAUACAGCCAACUCAAAACUUACUGGGUGGACCAUGAUUAUUUCAAAUAAAAUGGUCAUUUCCAGCAUGGUUCAAGCAACUAUGAUGGAUGUGUAACAAGUUCAGGUCAGCCAAGUACACAAGAGGACAUGCCUCACGAAUCUACCCGCUGGAAAAGCUAUUAACUGCUAGCGUGCUAUAUUUAUUGUCAUUUUUACAUUUGAGAAAGUGUGGCCUCAAUAAGUAAAUAUAUUUCUAAGACAAAUUUUUAUUGAUACAGUAUUUAUACUCUUGUGUUUUGGACAUAUUUCUUUGGGUUCAAACAGUGUUGAAAUAUGUAGGGUUAGUAAAU
Messenger RNA from Oncorhynchus mykiss (rainbow trout), 1414 nucleotides. Its product is annotated as small COPII coat GTPase SAR1A. Gene Ontology annotation, molecular function: GTP binding; GTPase activity. Gene Ontology annotation, biological process: intracellular protein transport. The record is from RefSeq and is a predicted model, not a curated record. Lineage: Eukaryota; Metazoa; Chordata; Actinopteri; Salmoniformes; Salmonidae.